AUGUUGGACGCAUUUCUGGGUUUAAUUCUCACCACCGCUGCAAUUGUAACCGGUCAGAAUUCUUUUGGAAAUGAAACCUACCUGAGGGAUGAUGUGAAUUUGUUAAGUGAACUAGAAACUCCCCAGUCGGGUCGACAAGGAAGAUUUUUCCCGUUCUUCAGUGUGGUGCGUUUUGCAAACUCGCAAUGUUCAGGAUCUCAAUCCACUUUAAUUGGAACUUGUUUUACAAAGCGAGAAUGUAUCAGUAUGGGAGGUGUAAAUUCGGGUAGUUGCGCUAAUGGGCUAGGUGUCUGUUGUGUAUUUAAAAAAAAUUGUGGUUCGACAACGAAUAUUAACAACACCUAUUUUAUGAAUCCGGAGUAUCCAUUAAAGUAUCAAGGAGGCGAACAGUGUUCAAUUUCGGUCACUCGAUGCAAUUCAAAUAUAUGCCAGUUACGUAUAGAUUUUUUGGAUCUUCGUCUUGCUCAGCCAAAUGCCGACGGAAACUGCGAUAAAGAUGUUUUAUUAAUUUCUGGUGGAUCAACUAACGUCCCAAGGCUUUGUGGACAAAUUAACCAACAUGUAUACGUCGAUUUUAACAAUGAUAAUCCCAUAACGAUAAACGUUCACAUAAAUUCGGAUUUCGCUUUUGAUGAUCGACGAUGGAACUUCCAAAUAAAACAAAUAGCGUGUGAUUCAGCAUGGAGAGCACCCACUGGAUGCCUUCAAUAUUAUACUGAUAUUACAAAUACGGUGACGAGUUUUAAUUAUGGAACUGUUGUAAAUCCUCGUGCGCCAACCGUUGGAUCGAGACAAAUGGCUAAUUUAAUGUAUGGAGUUUGCGUUAGAAUGGCAAUAGGAUAUUGUGGUAUUGAGUGGUCCCAAUCUGGUACCAAUUCGUUUGUGGUUACUGGCGAUCCAGGAAUAAUACCUCCAAACGAUCCAGAUCCAAACGCAGGGGCAGAGUCUGGCUUAAAUUGUGAUAAAGAUUUUGUUAUUAUACCCAAUCCCUUUGUAUCUGGAACUGUCUCAAACACCGAUAGAUUUUGUGGAACUAGUUUCUCCACGAAAACAAGUAGCCUCAAGCCUUUUGUACUUUAUGUCGUUACCAACGGCAGCAGAAAUGGUAAAAUUCAAAGCAGAGGCUUUUCUCUAACUUACAAGCAAACUAUGUGUGCAGUCUAAUUUAACUUAACCCUUCGUGUGUACACUGAGUCUUUAAUGGAACAUUCGAAAUUUAAAAUUCAAUUACCCUCCCGCAUUUUUAAUAUAUUUCAAUUUUUAUUAACAACGGUUUCAAACUUUUGAUUUUGGCAACUACUGAGGCAUGAAGCACAUACUUCUAGAAGUAUCCCUACAUUUUUUUCAGAUUUUUGUAAAGCCUUAAAACCCUUUAAAAUCCACCUGUUCCCUAAAAGACCCAGUGUACACACCGUGUCUCCAAAAAUAUAGUGUACACACGCAGGGUUAAUUAUUUUCAAGCAACCCGAAAGCCUUUUUAUACUUUUACUUUUAAAUA
Molecule: messenger RNA, 1498 nt
Organism: Belonocnema kinseyi
Lineage: Eukaryota; Metazoa; Arthropoda; Insecta; Hymenoptera; Cynipidae
Exons: 8
Coding region: 1-1164 (387 amino acids)
Source: RefSeq, a predicted model, not a curated record